Molecule: messenger RNA, 555 nt
Organism: Psylliodes chrysocephalus
Lineage: Eukaryota; Metazoa; Arthropoda; Insecta; Coleoptera; Chrysomelidae
Source: the annotation of a GenBank genome assembly
AUGAAAGCAUUGGCUUUUUGUAAUAUGGACAGUGUCAAUUAUCAACGCAACAGAACACGUAAACGAUUUGCAGAUGAAAAUAGGGACUCAGAAGACAAAGCAGUGACAAAUUCAAGAAAAACAUUUAGAACUAGUGUUUACAUCAAAAUCAUCGACAACAUGACUGGUCAACUUAGACAUCGCAUGGGAAACUACUGUUCUCUCGGUACUAGAUUUGAAAUUUUCAAAGACCUUCACGACAAAGAUCCACAUAAGAUCAACGUAGAAGCAGAGAGGCUAGCUGAAUCGUACCCAAAUGAUUUUGACAUUGAUUCUCUUAUCAAUGAGUGCCUACACUCCCAAGGGUACAUGAAACUCGAAAACAUUAAAUAUUUAAAAGAAUGUUUUGCUUACAUCAGCAAUAAUGAUUUAAAAAGUACUUUCCCAAACCUGGAAAUUGCCAUGAGAAUAUUCUUAAGUAUUCCCGUGACAAGCUGUUCUGCUGAAAUAGGAAAUAAGAUCUACUAUGGGAGAGGGAAAACUGAACAGCAUAAUGAUUUUAUAUACGUCAAAUGA